This is a messenger RNA of Sclerotinia borealis F-4128, 258 nucleotides long. The record is from the annotation of a GenBank genome assembly. NCBI's taxonomy places the organism in Eukaryota, Fungi, Ascomycota, Leotiomycetes, Helotiales, Sclerotiniaceae.
AUGGGUGAAACCGUUAGCACACUCACGAAUUUGGGAAAACGAACAGUGACCGGAAUCUGUGAGUGCGUCGGCUUCUCUGCGCCGGCUUUGGGAGGUGGCCACGGUUGGCUCCAGGGUCAGUACGGACUCAUGGCAGAUCAAGUGAUCUCGGCCCGCCUCCUGCUUUCAAAUGGCGAAGUCGUCACCAUGUCGGAGAAAUCCAACCCAGACUUAUUCUGGGCCAUCAUGGGGGCGCAGGACAUAAUUUCGCUCUCGUGA